AACUUAAUAUGAUAUCCAAUUCUACCCUUAAUUUAUUAUGGGGUUAGGAGCAAAUAUUAUUGUUGUAUUGUAUAACAGUACAACAAGAGGCAAAACGUUGGACCUGGUUUCAAAAUAAAUAAAUUAUUUAUCCCUUGUGGUCCCGAUUUAACAUUAAAGAAUUUACUGUUUUUCCCAGGGUGGUGGUCAAAAAAUUAUGAAAAUGCCUCUUUGCGUAUCUUUUCGGUUCAUUCAACCAUCAAAUAUACAAAAGUAUCUAGUUCUACCCAAAUAGUUUUAAACAUCCACCACUCCAAGAAAAACGAUUUAGUUUGAAUUUAAACGGUUGGAUAGUCAAAAUAACCUGAAAACCAAUAAUUCCGAUUCUAUUUGUUUUUUACUGUUAUAACAUGUGACUUUUCAACUUCCUUUCAGAAACAUACAAUGAAUUCAUUGGCGAUUUUCGGCACUAUACUCUUGGCAGCUUCGUGCCUGUCAAAUCCGCUCAGCCGCGAGACGAGAGCUACUUGUACCCUAACAGGAUCAUCAAUUAAUGACCUAAGUUCUAUCAAACAGUCAUGUAAGAGUAUCACGAUCCAGAACUUGAACGUCCCCGCUGGCCAAACAUUAGAUUUGACUGGACUGAAAUCUGGAACAACUGUUACCUUCAGUGGAACAAUCAAUUUCGGUGUAAAAGAAUGGGAAGGUCCUCUAAUCUCUAUUAGUGGAUCCCAAAUUGCAGUAAAUGGAGCAUCCGGAAAUAAAAUUGUUGGUGGUGGCCCCUCAUACUGGGAUGGACAAGGAGGGAAUGGUGGAAAGGACAAACCUAAAUUUUUCAGAGCGGCAAGACUCGAUCACUCCGUUAUUAGAAACAUUAACAUUUAUGACUCCCCCGUGCAUGUCUUCUCAAUUAAUAGAUGCCAAAACCUAACAGUAGAUAAUGUCCUCAUUGACGACUCCAAAGGUGAUUCUGGCGGAGGUCAUAACACUGACGCAUUCGAUGUUGGCCGCUCUUCCCAAAUUACAAUCAAGAACACUAGGGUUUACAACCAAGAUGACUGUCUCGCCGUCAACUCUGGAACCGACAUCUAUUUUGAAAACAAUUACUGCAGCGGAGGACAUGGUAUCUCAAUUGGAUCCGUAGGAGGCCGUGACGACAAUGUCGUAAGGAAUGUUGUUGUUAGGAAUUGCGAAGUUGCCAACUCUGACAAUGGCAUCCGAAUUAAAACUGUUUAUGGAGCUACAGGAUCAGUUAGUGAUAUUACCUUCCAAGACAUCACCCUUACCAACAUCAACAAAUAUGGUGUCACUAUUCGUGGCGAUUACACCAACAGUGGAAGCAAAGGUACCGCAACUGAUGGUGUUCCAAUCAGGAAUUUGGUAGUAAGAAAUGUCCGUGGUACGAUAAAAUCUGGAGGACGCAGGGUUAUGAUUUUGGUUAAAGGAGCUUCAAACUGGAAUUGGUCUGGUAUAAGUCUGAGUGGUGGAAAAUCAGCAAGUGAUUGUUCCGGAAUACCAAGUGGUUCCGGAGCGCAGUGUUGAGUAUCCUGGCAGUAUUUUGAUUGUCAACGUACUGUUAUACUGUUUUCACGUUAAAAUUUACAAAAAUAAAGUACCACCAACCAGAAUUUGAUCAUUUAUUCACACUGAAAAUGCUCAUUCUGUUGUGAUUAUCGUUGGAUAAUCAAGGAGUGCUCUAUAGUUAAGUGUAUCAUGGUUCAGUUCAGUAUGUUGUAGGCUAGUUAUAAUGUAAAGGUGGUAGUAAUUUUUAUAUGUCACUUAUCGUAGUUUUUUAGUUUAUAUUAUUCAUAAAAUAAACAUUGAUAAAGUAAA
Messenger RNA from Agrilus planipennis (emerald ash borer), 1812 nucleotides. RefSeq names its product polygalacturonase-like. NCBI's taxonomy places the organism in Eukaryota, Metazoa, Arthropoda, Insecta, Coleoptera, Buprestidae. The transcript has a single exon. Gene Ontology annotation, molecular function: polygalacturonase activity. Gene Ontology annotation, biological process: pectin catabolic process. The record is from RefSeq and is a predicted model, not a curated record. Gene Ontology annotation, cellular component: extracellular region. The coding region runs from base 424 to 1521 and encodes 365 amino acids.